GGACAGACAGUGUGGAUCAGUAGGGGUGGGGAUGCCGGAGUCUCUGGCAGGAUUCUGUUUUAACUGCUGAAUGACCGGAAGUGAGCAGGAUGUCUAGGCUGGACCUCUGGCUUGGCCUUUUUCUUCUGCUGACCUGCUGUGUGGGAUACUCACGUGGCUGGUUUUGGUUUGACUCAAAAGAGAAUGCAGAGUUACCGAGCACUGCAAAGCCUACAUCUGGACCUACAAGACAACACCUGAGGAGUGAAGAAGACAGUGGAGUAUCAUUACUCCAGCUGAUUGGAGAUCCACCUCCAGAUGACAUCGCUAAGAUCUAUGGACCAGACAACAGUCCUGGCUAUGUGUUCACCCCGUCCUCCAACACAGGCCAGCUAGCCCGGGCUCACCUACCCAGCCCUUUCUACCGCGACUUCUCCCUGAUCUUCAACCUAAAGCCCACCUCCACCAAGCCUGGGACCAUCUUCUCCAUCACGGAUCCUGGCCAGCAGAUCAUGUAUGUUGCCGUGAAGCUGUCCGCUGUGCAGGGCGGUAAACAGAGGGUCAUCUUCUACUACACAGAGCCCGACUCGCAGACCUCGUACGAGGCCGCCAGCUUCGAGGUGCCCUCUCUGCUGGACUCCUGGACUCGUUUCUCCAUUGGCGUUUCUGACGACCAGGUCAAUUUUUACCUGAACUGCGACGCUGACCCCCAGGUGGUCCGCUUCGAGCGCUCCCCAGAUGAGAUGGAGCUUGAAGCUGGAGCUGGUGUGUUUGUCGGCCAGGCUGGGGGAGCAGAUCCGGAUAAGUUCCUGGGUGUAAUUGGAGACCUGAAGGUCGUGGGUGACCCGCGUGCAGCCGAGCGUUAUUGUGAAGAGGACGAGGAUGAUUCAGAUGUGGCCUCUGGGGACUACGGCAGUGGUGCCCAUGAGGACAGACACCAGACAGUCUCGACCACUCCUCCAUCUUCACGCCCAAUCCAGCAGCCCCCAAUAACACACACUCAGAGGGUGGAGACAGUGAGGAAAGACUCAGUUGGUUCAAGGGGAGAAAAGGGGGACAGAGGAGAAAAAGGAGCCAAAGGAGACAGGGGUCUUCCUGGAUCAAAAGGAGACCCAGGGACCUCCUCAGGAUCCUCCUCAGGUGGAGGACGUGGAGAGAAAGGUGCCCCAGGAGAAAAAGGAAUGAAGGGCAAUGCAGGUUUUGGUUAUCCUGGCUCUAAAGGGGACCCAGGUCUUCCUGGUCCCCCGGGCCCUCCUGGCCCUCCGGGCCCCAGUGCAGAGGUUGUGGAGCGUGGAGAUGGUUCAGUGGUCCAGAGGGUGGCAGGACCCAGGGGACCCCAAGGGCCGCCAGGGCCACGUGGCCCACCUGGUCCUGCUGGAGCUGAUGGAGAGCCGGGUGACCCUGGGGAAGAUGGAAUUGCUGGAGCUGCUGGACCCCCGGGUUUCCCAGGAACUCCAGGAGAUCCUGGACUUAAGGGAGAAAAGGGUGACCGUGGUGAGGGCCCACCUGGUCCCAGGGGACCACCAGGACCUCCUGGGCCUCCAGGACCAUCUCGCUCUGACAGACCGACUUUUGUGGACAUGGAGGGCUCUGGUUUUCCUGAUCUGGAGAGUUUUCGGGGUUUGCCUGGCCUACCUGGUCCACCUGGUCCCCCUGGCCCUCCUGGGCCCCCCAGCAUUAGUGGGUCCUCGGUCUCUGGAUCAUUUGGACCCCCCGGUCCACCAGGCCGGGAUGGGGCCCCCGGGCAGCCGGGGCCUCCUGGAGUACCAGGUGCAAAUGGCAGCCCAGGACUUCCUGGGCCAAGAGGAGAAAAGGGCGAUACUGGGGAGUUGGGCCUGCCAGGAGCUGUAGGAGAGAAGGGUGCACAGGGUCCUCCAGGUUUACCUGGUCGCGCAGGAGAGCCUGGACUUGCUGGGCUCCCAGGACCAAUGGGACCUGUUGGACCCCCGGGACCACCAGGACCUGGUUAUCGUGUCGGUUUUGACGAUAUGGAAGGCUCUGGCGUUGGAAUUUUGAAUGGAGCUCCUGGAGCAAGAGGACCACAGGGGGGACAGGGCCCUGCAGGAAUUCCCGGUCUGCCAGGGAAGCCUGGUUUCCCUGGGUUACCUGGUGCAAAAGGCAGUGAGGGGCCUGCAGGAAGAGAUGGCCGGCCUGGGCUGGACGGAUUUCCUGGACCCCAGGGGCCUAAGGGAGACAAAGGAGACAAAGGAGACACAGGAGAGCCGGGUCGAGAUGGAACAGGUCUACCAGGACCCCCUGGACCUCCGGGGCCACCAGGACAAAUCAUCUAUCAGUCCUCAGGAAGUUAUGAUGGAGUUCUUGGAGGACCGGGACCUCAGGGUGGUCCUGGUCUACCAGGUCAAGCAGGUUUCCCAGGUCCUGUUGGGCCAAAGGGUGAAAGAGGAGAUCCAGGACCGCCCGGUUACAGCAUCAAGGGUGAGAAAGGUGAACCUGGAUUGGUUGUUGGACCAGAUGGAAACCCUCUUUACUACUCUGGACUGGCAGGAGAGAAGGGUGAGAGAGGACCUCCUGGACCAGUUGGACCACCUGGGCCUUACGGUCCUUCUGGUUUGAAGGGAGAAAUUGGAAUGCCCGGCCGUCCUGGUCGACCAGGCGUGAACGGAUACAAGGGAGAAAAAGGAGAGCCAGGAUCUGGUUCUGGAUAUAGCUACCCAGGUCCUCCUGGUCCCCCAGGGCCUCCCGGUCCCCCAGGUCCUUCUGUGACCGUGGACAGGUUCAAUCGAUAUGAGGAACUUGGAAGGCAGUAUCCAGCAACAAAAGGAGAGAAAGGAGAUCGUGGCUCACCAGGCCUCCCAGGAUCACCAGGAAACUUUGAUAUUUACACGUUGAAGAAUGAACUGAAGGGAGAGAGAGGAGAUCCAGGUCUGAAGGGGGAGAAGGGUGAACCCGGGGGUGGAUACUAUGACCCGCGUUAUGGAGGGGUACAGGGUCCACCUGGUCCUCCUGGAAAUCCAGGCCUCCCGGGACCCAAGGGAGACUCCAUUAGAGGCCCCCCUGGUCCCCAGGGUCCUCCUGGCCCUCCUGGGAUUGGCUAUGAUGGUCGCCCUGGAAACCCAGGCCCUCCUGGUCCGCCUGGACCUCCAGGGUCCCCUUCACUGCCUGGAGCCUACAGACCUAAUCUCCCGAUAAGUAUUCCGGGACCACCUGGUCCACCUGGCCCACCUGGACAACCUGGGCACUCUUCAGGGGUGACAGUGCUGAGGUCAUACGAUACGAUGAUUGCAGCAGCGCGCAGACAGUCCGAGGGUUCUCUGAUCUACAUUCUAGACAGAACCGACCUCUACAUCAGAGUCCGAGACGGAGUCAGACAAGUCAUGCUCGGAGAUUACCGUCCCUUUUUCGGAGAUCUGGAAAAUGAAGUGGCAGAAGUCCAGCCUCCGCCGGUUGUUCAUUACUCUCAGGACCACUCGGCCAAUAACGGGGCAGAGCAUUUCUCUCACGGCGGCUCUGCCGUUCAGCCCAUUGACUCUCCUCCUGAGCAGCCUAUUGAUAAUAACAGGAGAGAAGCUCCACAGAGCCCAGCUCAACCAGAGUCCCGGUACCCCGAUCCCAGAUACCCACCCCAGCCCGAUCCGAGGUAUCCGCCCCAGGUCGACAGGUAUAGUCCUGUCCAGCCUGACAGCCGGUACCCCGUCCGCCAACCCAGUCCUCCUGUUGUCCUGCCCUCAGGGCAUGAACACAUUUCAGGUCCAGGGCUGCAUUUGAUUGCCCUCAAUACACCUCAAGUGGGCAACAUGAGAGGAAUCCGUGGAGCAGACUUCCUGUGCUUUCAGCAGGCCCGUGCCAUUGGGCUGAAGGGGACUUUCCGAGCUUUCCUGUCCUCCAAACUGCAGGACCUUUCCAGCAUCGUACGCAAGUCAGACAGAGAAUCCUUACCCAUUGUUAAUCUGAGGGACCAAGUGUUGUUCAGCAGCUGGGAGUCUCUGUUCAAUGAGGCUGAAGGCAGGAUGAAGGAGAAUGUUCCCAUCUACUCGUUUGAUGGCAGAGAUAUCUUCAGAGACAGUGCAUGGCCAGACAAGAUGAUCUGGCACGGUUCCAGUAACACGGGUCAUCGUCAGAUGGACACGUACUGCGAGACGUGGAGGACGGCGGACCGGGCCGUGAUGGGAAUGGCCUCCUCGCUGCAGGCCGGACACCUCCUCCAGCAGACGCCCAGUAGCUGCUCCAACUCCUACAUCGUCCUGUGUAUUGAAAACAGUUACAUCACACCCUCCAAAAAAUAGAGUCUGUUAGAGUCCAAGUGAAACCAAUACAACUGUCCAAACAAACAGGACAGAUGCUCCUGCUCCUAAAAGAAAAGAAAAAAAAAAAGAAAGAAAAAAAAUUGAAAAGGAAAGAAAACAAAUGGAAGAGAAAAGUGUAAGAGAAGUGGGUUUGUUUGGCAGAGAUGGUGCCUGUUGUCUUUUGCUCUCCUCUGUAAUGCCAAAGAGCUGGGACAAACAGAAUGAUGUUUGCUUUUCUUUAGGGCAUUGGCACAUAUGUAUUUUUUUUUUUUUUUAAAUCAAGAGGUUGAACCAGAGAAAAGAAGCCGACUGAGGAGCAUUUUAAUUGUAUCCAUAUAAAAAUGUUAUAUAUAUAUGAAAUUUUGUUUUUGUGUGUUAUGUUUUGUUCUUUUUUUCUUU
Chanos chanos (milkfish) is the source of this 4622-nucleotide messenger RNA. It is a transcript of the gene col18a1a, whose product is annotated as collagen type XVIII alpha 1 chain a. Bases 90 to 4223 code for a protein of 1377 amino acids. The transcript is spliced from 41 exons. The record is from RefSeq and is a predicted model, not a curated record. Lineage: Eukaryota; Metazoa; Chordata; Actinopteri; Gonorynchiformes; Chanidae.